Molecule: messenger RNA, 1129 nt
Organism: Anopheles merus
Lineage: Eukaryota; Metazoa; Arthropoda; Insecta; Diptera; Culicidae
Exons: 2
Coding region: 116-1129 (337 amino acids)
Source: RefSeq, a predicted model, not a curated record
CACAGACGAUCACACGGCAAACACGCAACGCACUUAUGCAGCAGCAUUGAGGCAAACUACGGAACAAGUUCUGCUUCAAACUGCACUGGUAAACAUUGUUGAUGCGCAUGGCAUAAUGCAUCCUGCACGCGCACUUUUAGAUAGUGCCUCCCAGCCAGAUUUGAUGAGUAGCCGUUUUGCUAAUCGGCUAGGUAUCAAAUCGGGCACGGUCGACAUCACACUGAUUGGUGCUGGUCAAUCGGCCACCCCGGUGCGGAAAUCGAUGCGCACCACGGUAUCUUCCAGAACGAGCCCUUAUGCAAUUAAUGUUGAGUUUUUGAUAGUCGAGAAGCUUAUUGCUGAUUUGCCCGCACAUGAUGUGUCCACCAGUGGCUGGAAAUUACCGCCACAUAUUAUGUUCGCCGACCCCCAUUUCGAGAAGUCGGCACCGAUCGACAUUAUUCUCGGUGCCCGGCACUAUCACACGUUCUUUGUAAGCGGGGCGCAAUAUAAAAUGUCAUCAAAUCUCCCAGUCCUGAUGGAGAGCGUAUUCGGCUGGGUCGUGAGUGGAUCCGCAUCUACCUCUCAGCCAGCAACAUCCAAUACUUUUCAUACUUCAUCCGUGGUGUGCAUGGUUUCACUAGAAGAAUCAAUAGAGCGUUUCUGGAAAGUAGAAGAACUACAGGUUAACGAUGGCUAUUCUCCUGAGGAUCGCAAAUGUGAGCAAUUUUACAAGGAUACAACACAGCGAGACAAAGCUGGUCGUUAUCUGGUAUGCUUACCUAAACAAGCAGACUUCGAUGAUAAGCUUGGCCUUUCGAAGGCAGCAGCAUUAAGGCGUUUUAGUUUGCUAGAAAGGAGGUUAGAACGAGAUCAAAAGGUAAAAGCGGCGUACCAUGAUUUUAUGCGUGAGUAUCUGGAGCUUGGGCACAUGUCACGCAUAAAAAACCCCUCCGACGACGAACGCGCGUAUUAUCUGCCUCACCAUCCCGUGUUCAAAGCCGCUAGCUCCACAACAAAGGUUCGCGUGGUAUUUGAUGGUUCAGCUAAGACGUCCACCGGCUUUUCGCUAAACGAUGCGUUAUGCGUCGGUCCUGUCGUGCAGGACGAUCUGCUCGACAUAAUUUGCGCUUCCGCACAUAUAAAGUAG